Funneliformis caledonium is the source of this 405-nucleotide messenger RNA. The record is from the annotation of a GenBank genome assembly. Lineage: Eukaryota; Fungi; Glomeromycota; Glomeromycetes; Glomerales; Glomeraceae.
AUGUUGAACAACAUUUUUAACGAGUAUCCACAUGAAAAAACAAUCAUAUGUAUACAAGAAUUAUGUUUACCGUCAAAGCGAUCUAGGGCAAAAGGAAUUCCAAGGCCACAAAAUCUAUUCUUGCUGUUUCGCAGAAAUGUGUCAAGAGGGUUAUACAAUGCUAACAUAGCAUGUUCCGUUUCUGCGUCCUCUAGAAUUGCAUCAUCUAUGUGGAAAUCAUUAACAUCUACUGAACAAAUGUUUUGGCAGAAAAUUUUCGAGAUAGCUAAAAGAAAACAUAUAAAUGAUUAUCCAAAAUACAAUAUCUCAAAAGCUCAAACCGAAAGUACUCAACCAUCCGUAUUUGAAACUAAGAUGAAUUGUUUAAAAGUUGAAAUACCAACAUCAACAACAAAACAACUUUAA